AUGCAUUUCAAAACACUCUUCAUAUUUUAUUUGGUGUCAUUAAUCAACUGUCAUAAUAUAUUGUUACCACCAUACGGUAAACAAUGUUUCUUUGAAAACUUAAGAAAGAAUGAUGAAUUGUCAAUCAGUUAUCAAGUUGGAUCAAGAGACCCUUCCAAUAGUGAACAACUAAAGGCAAGUUUCUCUAUUGGUUCACCAAAUGGUCAAAUUAUAGUCAAAAGAAAUGAUGUCGACCACGGUGAUGAAAAUUUAAAAGCUGCCAUGGACGGAAGAUAUCUUUAUUGUUUUUCCAAUGAAAAAUCAAGCAGAGUCGAUUUAGAUGUUUCAUUCAAUGUUCAUGGUGUUGUUUAUAUUGAUUUAGAUAACCCUGAUAGUGAUACCUUAGAUUAUGCUAUCAAAAGAUUGAGUCAAUUAACUUCUGACGUGAAAGCUGAACAAAGUUAUUUGGUUAUUAGAGAAAGAACUCAUAGAAAUACUGCCGAAUCAACCAAUUCAAGAGUUAAAUGGUGGUCUGUAUUCCAAAUCAUUGUUGUCAUUGCCAAUUCACUUUUCCAAAUCUACUACUUAAGAAGAUUUUUUGAAGUCAAAUCUGUUGUUUAA
This is a messenger RNA of Yamadazyma jaroonii, 600 nucleotides long. The record is from the annotation of a GenBank genome assembly. Lineage: Eukaryota; Fungi; Ascomycota; Pichiomycetes; Serinales; Debaryomycetaceae.